UAACCCUUCAGAAAAACCACAACCGGAGCGCAACAAUGACAAAGGGGAGUAACGUCGCUCGCUGCUAUUCACAAGCAAUACGUCUGGGAGACAUGUCAAAUGGACAUUAACGUAUUAUGAAACCAUCGGAGCCAAUUAGAUCUCGCGCGCACAUGAACAAUAUUACGGAACCGCGACACACACUGAUGUAGAUGCUGCUAGCGUUCGGUGAUGACGGAUACAGGGAGAGCCCGGCUCAGGGCCACUGUGUUCCUCUACACAGCAGUGACAAUCGUCUUGUUUUCCUACACGAAAGCAGCCGUCCGGGUUAACGCUAGAGAUCGACUUGCAAGUUUCCAUGGCAACGUCCCACGUCACAUCCGGUACAAAAGGUCAACAGGAUCUCUAGCUGACAUAUUCGGUCUAACAGAUGGAGAAACUUUCGAGGUUAAGGCAGAAGCAACCACAGCCCAGGGAACCAAACAGUUGAAACUGGUCGAAAAAUACCGAGGUAAAGAUGUGUUUGAUACUGUUGUUACCAUGACAACUGACGGAGAAACUCCUUUAGAUGCGCAUGGUCACUUCGUGCAAGAAAUCCACAAGGAUGUCCAUCGACGAACGCCUUCAUUGAAGAAAGAUGAUCUUUUUGACAUCUUGAUCGGUCACUUCAAAGAUGAAAAGCAUGUCAAUGAUAUUGGGAGCCGCAAAAUACGACGCAACUUUUACGUGGACGACAACAACGUCGCCCACCGCGUCGCCAUGCUGGAGUAUCUAAUUCAGACCAGACAUGUCAAGAAAAGACCCACGGGAAUAAUUAACAUAAAAACAGGGGAGAUAAUCCGUGCAUGGGACAACUUGGCAACCUGUCGAUCAUACAUGAGGGGUCGAGUGUUUGGUGGAAAUCGAAAAAUUGGUAAAAUCAAGUAUGGUAUCUCUCCGACCUGUCUUGAUCUGAAACAGAGACGCGGAACGUGCUACCUCGAAAAUAAACACGUGAAAGUUGUGGACAUGUACAACACUGAACUGGACUACCUCACGCAGACUGCUAAAUUCUAUUGCUUCAGGCGUUACGGCGACCGUAUAAAUGGCGCCUACUCCCCUGCACUCGACGCCCUCUACCACGGAACCAUCGUUGGUAAAAUGUUUGAAGAAUGGUUCGAUUCCAAGCCACUGAAUAAAAAAAUGAUUCUCAGAGUCCAUUAUUCCCAUCUGUUCACCAAUGCCUUCUGGAACGGCCACAACUGUUCAUUUGGGGACGGGGUGCCUGGUGUUUCCUAUCCAUUUACCUCUCUGGACAUAAUAGGACAUGAGAUAGCGCACGGAAUUACAGAACAGAAUUCCCAGCUGAUGUAUGUGGGGGAAGCAGGGGCCAUCAACGAAGCUUUUUCGGACAUAACUGGCGAAAUGGCUGAACUGUACGCCGACACGAUCGACUGGAGGGUCGGGUAUGCCAUACAGGUGGAUGGAUCAAUGCGUUAUUUUGAUAACAGAUCCUUAUCUCAUGUCAGCGAAUACCGGGACGACAUGAACACCCAUGACACCAGUGGAAUAUUCAAUCACGUAUUUUACCUCCUCGCUCAUGAAUAUGGAUUACUCCCUGCCGACGUUUACCGAGUGUUUCUGCACGCAAACCGGUUGUACUGGCACCCCAUGACGACCUUUCAAACCGGUGCGUGUGACGUCAUGCUUUCUGCUUACGACUUGGGUCAACCCGGAGAACCGUUUGCACGUGCAUUUAAGAAAGUAGGAAUCGAGCCUUGUGACCCUGAGCAUCACGUGCACUACUUACGUCACAACAUGACCAUGUUCAAUAUCACCGUGUCAAAUACGACAAUGCCGGUUUUUGGCCUUGAAAUCCCGUCUUGGGGAGAAUCCGUGCAUAUCAAUGCGUCUAGUCUUCAAUCGGACAUUUACAUACGAAUUUAUCAGCACAGAUGGACAGAGAUUACCGAAACUACCCCGACUAUUGCAGAGGGAUAUGACAUCGUUCAAUACAAACUACCUCGUCGCUAUCAUAUCCACAAGUGUUUAAUUCAACUGUCAACAAAGAGUCCCAAGCCCAUCAAGGACGUUCAAAUAAGGGGAGGUUACUCAUGUGUGAGUUACUAUCGUACCCGCAACCGCCAGAAUAAUGCAUAUUACAUGUGGGACUGUCAUGGAAUUGAUGUUGGACCUGUUUGAACAAUGCUUAGAACGUCUCGUCUAUAGAAUUCGUAAAACAGGACGUCACUAAAUGCAGCGUACGAGAGCAAGGACGAUGUGAUCGGCAGAUUAUUCCCAUGAUGAAAUGGUGAACAACCAAACCAAUUAACUCAAUCCAAGAGAAACUGUCUGACACAUUGCAGGAUUAAACAACGAUUUACUGUACGAAUUAUUGUACAUUCUAAUAUGUCGACAAUACGCCGGCGAUAAAGUACACUUUUGCAUGACUACACUACACUGUAUUGACGUCACUUAUAUACGCCAUUCUCGUCUGCCCCCUCGUUUUUAUACGUACCCUUGGUAACCGACGUCACGAUGCAUGUCAGCUGUCAUCGCCUCGUACAGCCUCCUACAGUAAACUACUCCGUAGCACCCCGUUUCUGGUUUGCUGUUAACAUCACAGGUGGAGAUAAAAUGACUCAGCUCGACUCACAAUUGAUCAGCGACACGGCAACGUUCGCAACGUUUACAGUCCCACAAUGCAUCCCUGGAAUGUCGCGUGACUAGUCACCUUCAUUUGGAUUUAGGGUUCUAAACUUACGUUGGUAGUAGAAAUGCGACGUUCAUAUUGCCCCACAUGGUUUAAGUUAAUCACAGAUGCA
Molecule: messenger RNA, 2783 nt
Organism: Haliotis rubra (blacklip abalone)
Lineage: Eukaryota; Metazoa; Mollusca; Gastropoda; Lepetellida; Haliotidae
Product: elastase-like
Exons: 2
Coding region: 211-2160 (649 amino acids)
Biological process (GO): proteolysis
Molecular function (GO): metalloendopeptidase activity
Source: RefSeq, a predicted model, not a curated record